Messenger RNA from Nestor notabilis (Kea), 1096 nucleotides. RefSeq names its product KIAA0930 ortholog. NCBI's taxonomy places the organism in Eukaryota, Metazoa, Chordata, Aves, Psittaciformes, Psittacidae. The annotation marks the transcript as partial. The transcript is spliced from 8 exons. The record is from RefSeq and is a predicted model, not a curated record.
UUAGGGUGUUUCAAAGAUGACCGUAUUGUGUUCUGGACUUGGAUGUUUUCAACAUAUUUUAUGGAGAAAUGGGCCCCCCGGCAAGAUGACAUGCUCUUCUAUGUCCGUCGAAAACUGUCCUAUGUCACUGGGGAUAGUACAGAGGGGAAAAAGCAGGUUGAAGUUGAAGUUUACCGGAGAGAUUCUAAGAAGCUUCCUGGCCUGGGAGACCCUGACAUUGACUGGGAAGAGAGUGUCUACUUGAACCUUAUCCUGCAGAAGCUGGAUUACGUGGUGACAUGUGCUGUGUGCACACGUUCUGAUGGAGGAGAUAUUCAUAUUCACAAGAAGAAAUCUCAGCAAGUGUUUGCAUCUCCUAGCAAACACCCAAUGGACAGUAAAGGAGAGGAGUCAAAGAUCAGCUACCCCAACAUAUUCUUCAUGAUUGACAGCUUUGAAGAGGUUUUCAGUGACAUGACUGUGGGAGAAGGAGAAAUGGUCUGCGUGGAGCUGGUGGCCAGUGACAAAAGCAACACCUUUCAAGGGGUGAUUUUUCAGGGGUCCAUCCGCUAUGAAGCACUCAAGAAGGUCUAUGACAACAGGGUGAGUGUUGCAGCUAAGAUGGCUCAAAGAAUGUCUUUUGGCUUUUAUAAAUAUAACAACAUGGAGUUUGUCCGAAUGAAAGGGCCACAAGGGAAAGGACAUGCAGAGAUGGCAGUGAGUAGAGUUUCUACUGGUGACACUUCACCGUAUGGGACAGAAGAAGAUUCAAAUCCAGAGUCCCCAGUGCAUGAGAGAGUCACAUCUUUCAGCACACCACCAACCCCAGAACGCAACAAUCGCCCAUCCUUUUUCUCCCCAUCCCUCAAGAGAAAAGUGCCACGAAAUCGAAUUGCUGAGAUGAAAAAAUCCCACUCGGCAAAUGACAGUGAGGAGUUCUUCAGAGAUGAUGAUGGCGGAGAUCUGCACAAUGCGACAAAUCUGAGGUCGCGGUCCUUAUCUGGAACAGGACGCUCUCUGGUGGGGUCAUGGCUGAAGCUGAACAGAACAGAUGAAAACUUUCUACUCUAUGCACACUUAACUUACGUCACUUUGCCAUUGCAUCGGAUUUUAACAG